This is a messenger RNA of Oncorhynchus tshawytscha (Chinook salmon), 4245 nucleotides long. RefSeq names its product hepatic leukemia factor-like. The record is from RefSeq and is a predicted model, not a curated record. Gene Ontology annotation, cellular component: nucleus. The transcript is spliced from 4 exons. The coding region runs from base 244 to 1146 and encodes 300 amino acids. Gene Ontology annotation, molecular function: DNA-binding transcription factor activity, RNA polymerase II-specific; RNA polymerase II cis-regulatory region sequence-specific DNA binding. Gene Ontology annotation, biological process: regulation of transcription by RNA polymerase II. Lineage: Eukaryota; Metazoa; Chordata; Actinopteri; Salmoniformes; Salmonidae.
GGUGUCCACAAAUGGAUUGUGAACCAUCUUGAGCUUCACAUCCAGUUAGUUCUCUGCCUUCUCGAACUAGCGUCGUUCGACGAAAACCGUAAUUGUUAUUUUCUGCGCGGAUAUCAAUUUCUCGGUCUGAACUACAGGUUGGGUCAAGCAUUUGACGUUUGGUGUUUGUUUAACAUAUUUUCAAACGUGGGUCUUCUUUUGGAAUAUCAGCAAUUGUACGCUAUACUAUCGUCCUCCAGACCAAUGGAGAAAAUGGCCAGACCUGUUCCUUUAAACUCAUCUUUCCAAACUCCAACUAAUGGCGUACUGAAAUCCCUGUUGGAGAAUCCAAUGAAGCUGCCAUUUCAUCAUGAAGGUUUUGGAAAAGAGAAGAAUGAGAAAGAGAAAAAGUUGGAUGAGGAAGGCGGUGCCAAUACUCCACAGUCGGCCUUCCUAGGGCCAACUCUGUGGGACAAGACCUUGCCAUAUGAUGGGGACAACUUUCAGCUAGAGUACAUGGACCUGGAAGAGUUUCUGUCAGAGAAUGGCAUCCCCGCAAACCCAGCUCAGAAUAACCAAAAUCAGCCACAGCAGUCCCGGCAGCCCACUAUCCAGCAGGUUUCCCCAGCACCCCCCAUACCUUCUGUGGUCGACCUCAGCAGCCACGCCACUACCUCCGUUCAUACAGCCAUGGUCACCCAGAAUUGUCUCCAGAGCCCCCCAGCCAGAGCAGUGCUGCCCUCAGCUGCCAGGAACACCCCCAGCCCCAUCGAUCCAGAGUCUAUUCAAGUUCCAGUGGGCUACGAGCCCGACCCUGCAGACCUGGCUCUGUCCAGCGUACCCGGACAGGAGAUGUUUGACCCCCGAAAACGCAAGUUCGCCCCAGAGGAGCUCAAACCACAGCCCAUGAUAAAAAAGGCACGCAAGAUCUUCAUCCCCGAAGAUCUCAAGGAUGACAAGUACUGGGCCAGACGCAGAAAGAACAACGUAGCAGCCAAAAGAUCACGAGAUGCCAGGCGACUGAAGGAGAACCAAAUUGCCAUCCGGGCUGGCUUCCUAGAGAAGGAGAACGGUGCACUUCGCUCAGAGGUGGCCGACUUGAGGAAGGAACUGGGUCGCACCAAAAACAUUGUGGCCAAAUACGAGGCUCGGCAUGGGCCCCUGUGAACCUCCCCAACGUCCACGUCACACCCUUCCCUCUCACCCCCUCACCCAAGAGUUUGAAGGACAAUGUGCCUCCCUUUUGAUGGCACUGGCCCCCACACACACCAGCCCCUCACCCCUAUACAUGAUAAUCCUAUAGGAUUCUAUCAUUUUGAAUUCUGUCACUGGCAUCCGUUUGUUUGUUCCUUUUGUUUUCUCACUCAUCCUUCAUGUACAAGUAUGUAUGUAUGUAUGUAUGUAUGUAUGUAUGUAUGUAUGUAUGUAUGUAUGUAUGUAUGUAUGUAUGUAUGUAUGUAUGUAUGUAUGUAUGUAUGUAUGUAUGUAUGUAUGUAUGUAUGUAUGUAUGUAUGUAUGUAUGUAUGUAUGUAUGUAUGUACAGUAUGCACACACACUUUCCUCUUUCAAGUACUACAAGGCACUUUGAGUGUUAAUGAGCCAACAACUUACUCUCCGGAUCCCUACCCUGUCCCCUCCUUCCACUGUUCAUUUUGUAAAUGAUGCCAUGGUGUUUGUUUUCCCCCUUUCUCACCCGUUUUACGUGUGAUCAGAGCUGUUGUAAUGUAUCUCCCUCCCCAUCCUUAUGUUCUUCCAGUGCUGUUUUCAGAGGGAUUCUCCUCCUACCUAAGACCCUGUUCCUGUCUGUUGUUAUGUCCUGUACCUUCCUGUAGCAUCCUUUCUCAAACGGUUUGUACCGUACAUUCGUAUUGCAACUUGUUUUGUUAUUGUACUUCUGUUAAUAUUAUACAUUUUCGUGUCCAUUUUUGUUCUAUUGCGGCGCUCUAACAUCAGUUCAUCACAUCAGGACUAUAAGCUACUCUUGUGCUUUUAAUAUUUUCUUUGUUAGCACUUAACCUCUCUCUCAAACCUCAAUAUAACUGUACAUUUGAAAAGAAAAACCAGCGAUUCUUUUCUAUCACACAUUGAGCAAUAAUCUUUUACAAAUCUAUAUUAAUUCAUGCUACCAAGUUUUUCCUCCCACACCGAUUCCCCAAUCAGAGCACCUCUUGGUCUCCAGUAGAACCCACAACCCUCUUGCCUCGCGUUGCACGGCACGGUCAUUUUCUGUUGGGAGUUGCGCUAGCUAGCAUGGUGAUGGUGGACAGAUUUCCCACCCUGUGCUCAGUGGUCUCUCUGCUGCAGCCUGUUCCACAACCACAACUCCACUAACCCUCUCUGCACCAAUCUUCUAACACGUGUCACAAUCUGCCCUGGUGCAAUGUUCCUCAGUCUAAUCUGCCUGAUAUUUAUGUAUCUUUUCUGUUAAGGACAGAUUCAUUUUCUGGAAUAUUGAAUUGUUAUUAUUAUGACUUCUAUUUGUGUCGUUGAUAUUGUUAUUCUUAUUAUUAUCAUCUCAUCGUUUUUAUUUGAAUAUUUCAGCAUGAUUUCUCAGAACAUAAACCUCAAGCUAAUCGCAAAGUAGUUGAAUUAUUUCCUUUUUAUUUAGCAUGAUUAACAAGUGGUUCUUUUAAUAAUCAAUAGAGAUAUCUGUAUUUUUGUAGAUAUGUGUUUGCCUUCUUCUGUAAGAUGGCUGUAUGAAUGUAAAAGAUGUUGGGGGAAAAAAGUUGAAUGGUGUUGUCCAGUACUGUGGUUAUCCCAAACAAUUAGUUUACUACAAACCAAAAGAUUCAGUACAGAGAUGAUACAUUGGUUAUAAGAGAUGUUUAUAUAAAGCUAUUCUAUAUGGGUUUUUUUGUACAGUAUUUUUCCUAUACAUUACUGGCUAUGUAUUUUAAAGGCACAGAAUCCAGAAUAUUAUUAUUAUAUAUUAAAGAAUACAAAUACAUUACUCAAAGAACCAAUAUAGUAGUGUUUUGAUAUCUUAACCAUAAUAAUGUGGUAGUUUUACAGAGAUUCCUCCAAAUCCAGCAGCAGUAACGGAUACUGUUGGGCAUUAUUCAAAGACACUCCUGUAUCCUGGUUAUAUACUAUAGAUUUAGCCGUCAGUAACCUUUAGUUCCUUGUGUCAUGGAAUCGUAGUGCUUUAAGCUCGAGUCUCCCCAACGUUAACAUGAAAUAAAGUUGUGAGUAUGGAGGACGGAAUGUAUGGAAUGAUCUUCAAUCGGUUUCUGUAGAGACCCACUAUUGCAAAGGAGAUGCCAACACUUGCUUGCUAUUGAUUGUCCCCAAUGUCACCACUAGGUGUCUCAAUUAGACUCCUGUUAUGGGUCCCUUCACUCAGAGAUGACCAAAAUAUGUCACCGGAGUCCUUUGAUGGUAAAACUGAAAAGGUUUACCUUUAGUCAUAUUCUGAUAUACACUAAUAUGACUAAUAUUUGAAGCCAUCUCUAUGCUCACUAGUUAGAACGAUGUUACAAUGAAGGGGAGGGCAAUUUCAGGUUACUGUAGCUGCUGUUUGUCUGCUUGUUCGACCUUUGCAGUUCUAGUAAGCCCACUGCCUGAGUGAUAUUACUCUCAAUGACACUGCAUAGCUUACUGAAAUCUCUCUAAUUCUGCUAUAAUACUUUCACAGUUGACCAAAUACAGUGUAGUGUUCCUUACCUGUUGCAGAUCAUGGUCCAGCCAAGGUGAGAGUAGAUCUGAUGUUUUGGCUGUAGAGAAAUGGCUGGAGGUGGUUUUCCUUAUUCACAUUUCUAUAUCCCAUUUGUACAGAUAUGGGUUUUGUUAGCUGUGUGUGUCCAUGUACUUUAACAUGCUAUUCUGUACCAUGGACGUACCAUAUGAAAGAAUAGGAUAAAGCCAUUACCAGUCCACACAUUGCCCACAUACCUCCCUGUAGAGUGACUUCACUACCUCACCCAUGAAUGGAAAAAAGUUCUGAGUCUAUUCCAGUGCCUUGAAUACACUGACUGUUCCUCAGUCUCUCAGCGACGUAUUGUCAUUAUCACCACUUGAAUAGGUUCAGAUCUAAUGCAGCAAAUAUUCUAUAUAUUUACAAUUUUCUUUUUACUUAUUUAAAACACAAUUAACUAAUUACCAUUGUAUUAAUGGCAACACCAAUGGACUGUUUCACAGAGGGUACAUAGAUACACAAUGAAAGGAGUAUUCUGUCUUGUUUGUCAUGGAAUGAAUGCAUAACACAUCAGGCCUUGGCCUCCCGAUCUGUAAUUCAGUGUCUAAUAAAGUAUUUUCUGUUUCUUUUGA